Molecule: messenger RNA, 9452 nt
Organism: Pelodiscus sinensis (Chinese soft-shelled turtle)
Lineage: Eukaryota; Metazoa; Chordata; Testudines; Trionychidae
Source: RefSeq, a predicted model, not a curated record
UUCUUGGUUUUAUUCUUCGCUGUGCCACGGAUUUACUGUGUGACUUUAAGCAAAUGACUUCAUCUCUGUCUCCAUUCCACAUCAGUAACAUAAUACCCUCCCACUCUUUUCCUGUCUUGUCUAUUUAGAUUCAAAACCUUCAAAGCAGUUGCCUAGCACAGUGGGAUGCCCAUGUGAUACAAAUAAUAACACUACUGUGGUAUUUACUUAGAGAAGACUAUCCUGAAACUUGAGGUUACUACAGGAUAUUUCCCCAAGUGUGACUUUGAAUAUGACACACCAGUGAUGCAGAGGCAGUGUCCUCCCAGGGUCUACCUUGGAAGCUAGAUCUGCAGGUCUCCAAAGAUGAUUGUAUCAAGAUUAAAGGGCAUUUCUCUGUCACUAGCAAGCCUUUUCCUUCUCACUUUUCAUCUCUCGGCAUCACAGAAUGCACCCGAAUACCCUGAAACCGAACAGCAGCAAUGUGUCAGAAGAGAACACCCCACCAUUACUUUUGAAGAUCUGAAGCCCUGGGUGUCGAAUUUCACCUAUCCAGGUGUGCAAGACUUUUCUCAGCUCGCGCUGGAUGCCAACAGGAAUCAGCUCGUUGUGGGAGCAAGGAACUACCUCUUCAGACUUAGUCUACACAAUGUUUCUCUUAUUCAGGCAACAGAAUGGGGCUCAGAUGAAGACACCAGGAGGUCCUGUCAGAGUAAAGGAAAAACUGAGGAGGAAUGCCAGAACUAUGUCCGAGUGUUGAUUGUUUAUGGCAAGAAGGUUUUUACCUGCGGUACCAAUGCCUUUUCCCCAGUGUGUUCCAGUAGACAGGUAGGAAAUCUUAGUAAAACCAUUGACAAAAUAAACGGCGUGGCUAGAUGCCCGUAUGACCCUCGGCACAACUCGACCGCUGUGAUUACAUCACGGGGAGAACUGUAUGCUGCGACUGUAAUUGAUUUCUCUGGACGGGAUCCUGCUAUUUAUCGCAGCCUUGGAAAUGUUCCCCCGCUUCGGACUGCACAAUACAACUCCAAAUGGCUUAAUGAACCCAACUUUAUUGCUGCCUAUGACAUUGGUUUGUUCACCUACUUCUUUUUCCGUGAGAAUGCGGUAGAACACGAUUGUGGGAAAACUGUCUACUCUCGCGUGGCCAGGGUUUGCAAAAAUGACAUUGGGGGGAGAUUUUUGCUGGAGGACACGUGGACAACUUUUAUGAAGGCCAGGCUGAACUGUUCCCGCUCUGGAGAAAUUCCCUUCUACUACAACGAACUCCAAAGCACCUUCUAUCUUCCUGAGCAAGACCUAAUCUAUGGAGUCUUCACUACCAAUGUAAACAGUAUAGCUGCUUCAGCAGUAUGUGCCUUCAACCUCAGUGCUAUUACUCAGGCAUUUAAUGGCCCUUUCCGAUACCAGGAGAAUCCAAGAUCAGCGUGGCUGCCAACAAUAAACCCGAUCCCUAAUUUUCAGUGUGGGACGCUGAAUGACAACAGCCCUAAUGAGAACCUGACCGAAAGGAUCCUGCAAGAUGCCCAGCGCUUGUUCCUGAUGAAUGACGUUGUUCAGCCAGUCUCCGUGGAUCCGUAUGUCACUCAGGACAGCAUUCGAUUUUCCAAACUGGUGGUCGACAUUGUUCAAGGAAAGGAUACUCUCUACCAUGUGAUGUAUAUUGGGACAGAGUAUGGCACCAUUUUGAAGGCACUUUCUACCACUAAUAGGAGCCUGAGGAGUUGUUAUUUAGAGGAAAUGCAGAUUCUUCCCGACGGUCAACAGGAACCAAUCAAAAGCCUCCAAAUCCUGCAUAGUGACAGGUCACUUUUUGUGGGUUUAAAUAAUGGAGUGCUAAAAAUUCCUCUGGAGAGGUGUUCAGUGUACAGAACAGAAGGGGAAUGUCUAGGAGCCAGGGACCCAUACUGUGGCUGGGAUAACAAGCAGAAACGAUGCACCACCAUUGAGGACAGCUCCAACAUGAGUCUGUGGACUCAGAACAUUACUGAGUGCCCUGUGAAAAAUCUGACGACAAAUGGCAGAUUGGGGCCCUGGUCCCCGUGGCAACCAUGUGAGCAUUCGGACGGGGAGAGCACAGGCUCUUGUAUGUGCAGGUCACGGUCCUGCAACAGCCCUCGCCCUCGUUGCGGGGGUCGCAGCUGUGAAGGGGCCAGGAUCGAGAUUGCAAACUGCUCAAGAAAUGGAGCUUGGACACCAUGGUCUGCCUGGGCCCAGUGCAGCACCUCCUGUGGGAUUGGCUUUCAGGUCCGUCAGAGAUCCUGCAGCAACCCUGCUCCAGGGUAUGGGGGCAGAGUCUGUGUCGGACAGAGCAGAGAAGAGAGAUUCUGCAACGAGAACACCCCAUGCCCGUUACCCAUAUUUUGGUCUUCCUGGGGCCCCUGGAAUAAAUGUAGUGCGAAUUGUGGAGGAGGGAUACAUUCCAGGCAGAGGUCCUGUGAGAAUGGCAACACCUGCCCGGGCUGUGCUGUGGAAUACAAGACCUGCAAUCCGGACAGCUGCCCAGAGGUGCGCAGAAACACACCCUGGACUCCCUGGAUGCCCGUCAACCUCACCCAGAACGGAGCUCGCCAAGAGCAGCGCUUCCGCUACACCUGCCGUGCCCAGCUGGCUGAUCCGCAUGAGCUGCAGUUUGGGAGGAAGAAGACAGAGAGUCGGUUCUGCCCCAAUGAUGGCUCGGCGGUUUGUGAUACUGACACUCUCGUUGACGACCUUCUAAAGACCGGCAAGACCUCUGCACGGAUUAUCAAUGGCGGCUGGUCCUUCUGGGGUGCCUGGUCAUCCUGUUCCAGGGACUGCGAAUUGGGCUUCCGGAUCCGGAAGAGAACGUGCACGAACCCGGAACCUAAGAACGGCGGCCUGCCUUGCGUGGGGUCAGCAAUGGAAUACCAAGAUUGUAACUCACAUCCCUGCCCAGUAAAAGGUUCAUGGUCGUGCUGGACCCCUUGGUCUCAGUGUUCAGCAACCUGUGGGGGAGGGCACUACCAGCGCACCCGCACCUGUACCAACCCAGCGCCCUCCAGCGGAGAGGGGAUCUGCAUUGGCCUGCACACCGAGGAGGCACUCUGCAACACCCACUCCUGCAAAGGUGGCUGGUCAGACUGGUCAGAGUGGAGCCUGUGCAAUGAAGACGGGAUCCAGUAUCGCAGCCGUUACUGUGAGAUGCACAAUCCAGAGCCAUCCCAGUGCGUCGGAAACAGCACCCAGUACCAAGACUGCUUGUACAAUGAAAUUCCCGUGAUCCUGCCAGCCUCAAGCAUUGAUGAGAGCACGAACUGUGGAGGAUUUAGUCUCAUCCAUUUGAUUGCCACUGGGGUCUCCUGCUUCUUUGGUUCCAGUCUCUUAACGUUCGUGAUCUAUGUGUACUGUCAGCGUUGCCAGCGGCAGUCCCAGGAAUCAACUGUUAUCCACCCCACCACUCCCAACCACCUCCACUACAAAGGCAACACAACUCCCAAGAAUGAAAAGUACACACCCAUGGAAUUCAAGCUGACAGAAGUGACACACUUAAUAUCGGGGGGUCCAAACCUGGAUAUCUACCAGUGGAGAUGAAGAUCAGACACUUAACAAGAACAACUUAAUACCUGAUGAGCGGACCAACUUCUACCCCUUGCAGCAAACCAACGUGUACACUACAACCUAUUAUCCAAGUACACUGAAUAAAUAUGACUACAGGCCUGAGGCCUCUCCUGGAAGGACCUUUACCAACAGCUGAUGGUGAACAGACUAUCCAAGGACUGGAUCACUUCCUGUAUGAAUUGUUUUUUAAACUGAGUAUAUGGACCAAAUAUUGGCCCGGUCUCCAGAUGUAAAUAUUGUACAAGUAGGGCCUCUUUUUUUUGUUAACUGUUUUACUUUUAAACAGCACAUCUCCUUACAUGGACAGAAUGCUUAUGGACCAGAGACCAUUAUGCAUAGAUUUUUGUGGAUAUUUGACUGGAGAAGACACUUGCUGCUGCAAAUAUUCAUGGCUGGAUGGUCAGUAUAUCUGUCUGAGACCUGAACUGCCAAGGAGCUGAUGCAUGCUGUGUUAGGUUUCCACCAUAUUACCUGCCAGCAUGUUCUAAGAAACAUUACAGAUAGCUCCGUAGAACAAAGGAUAAUACAGCGAGGCACUCCCUUGAUGUGACUAGGUAAUGAUGGUGCACUGAAUGACACUUAGUUCACAAGAUAAGCUGUAUGGGACUCCAUUAUGCUAGGAACUGGAUCAAAGUUUUACGUUUAUAGCAAGGUCUCUAGCUUCAUCAGAAGAUUCCUUCCCCAUUGCAGGAAAUGGCCUCCAUAAUCUUCUUUGGGAACAUCCAGUUCAACCAGGAAAAGAAAACACAGAAAGUUCUCUACCCAAAGAAGCAUUUCAGAAUAUUUCCAGUCUUAAUUAGAAUUAUACAGGCAAUGUGAGAUGGUAAGUGAAGUAAAUGUUGGAUUAACGGGAUGUGGACAUUGACUGCAUAACAAAGAUGUGCAUACCACUGGAAAAAAUGUGAGAAGUGCUGUAUGCGAGCCAUUAGCAUUCUUUCAAACAACAUUUACUUUUGUUCUCCAACCUUGAUUCUGUUCAUGUCUGCAAGGAAUGAUGACUGAUGGUCUGGCCCUCCUCUUGUGAAAUCACUAUACUUGGGGCUAAUUCUUAUUUUAUUAUUAAUUUUUAGUUCAGUUAUUUUUUGAAGAGUAAGAAAUUCUGAAUUUUUGGCACGGUAUUUUUCUAAGGAAUGUAUUCAUUGCAUACCAUGACACAGAAAGUCUGCUGCACAUUCUUAUUGUGUCUUCCAGUCCGUACUCCAUCCAAUUAUUAUACAGCUGAAUAAUGUGCAUUGUUUGCCAGUAUUUCUUUAGCUUUCUCAGCUAGAAACAAAUGAAAAAAAAUCUUGCUCCAGUUAUUAAAGUUGGACUGUAGGAUUAUUAAACAUUAUAUCCAGCCUUGAAAUGUAACUUUGUGUACGUGUGUGCCUGUGUGCAGCAGAAGGCAUGGUGUGUAUGUCUGAUGUUACUGUCUGGCCAAAAGAAAACCUAUCACCAGUGCUUAAUGGACAGUUCCAACAAAUUUAUUAGCAACGUGAGCGAGUUUGACACUGUUACUAUUGAAUGUUUCUAUUUAUAAUGAACUCCUGAUGCUAAGACUUUAGAAUGCCUCAAUACUGAGCAUGAGAUAAGAGUACAAACCUAAACACACCUGAGUUCCACAACUUGAAUUCUUUGUAUGUGUAUUAUUUUAGCAACUGCUGUGUCUAUUUUCAUUGACUGGGAUGUGUUCCAAGCAGUUUGGGUUAUAUUGGAUACAUAUGAUAGAUUUCACUGUAAGCCAGCACUUAUUAGUUUCUCAUUGCUAUCACUUUAUAGACACUUGUUUGUAAGGCUGCAGCUGCUCAUUGCACGCAUACCCAUACACAGAGGUGGUCAAUGGGAGCUGAGAAAAGACUUUGCUAUUCAUGGCUCAAAACGUACAGCUCUCUAAUGGAUGAGGCAGAGCAGAGGUGGACUUUGUAAUCUGAUUUUACAAUGUGGGAUCACUAACAGGAGAACAAAUUAGCCUUAUGCUUCUAAACUAUACCAGUGGUCUAUAGCUGUAAGGAGAUUGAUUAUAACAAUUUCAUCAAGGGUUUUAGAUUAACUCAAUGAUUCCUAAUCUUUUCUGGCAACUGUACCAAAUUAGCAGACUGAUUAAAGUUCUGCUUCCAGUUACACCAGUGUGGGAAAAACUUAAUUGAAGUAAAAUUACUCUAGAUCUGUACAGCAGUAUGACUGCAAACAGAUUUUGGCCCCAAGAGUCUGGCUACACUAAUUUCUUCCACCUCUCUGUCUGGAUGCCUUCUAACACACUAAAAUCCCAGUCUUGCAGUGUGAAUAGAAAGUAAGACGAUAGAGGUGCACUGGAUUCUACAGAUCAUCAAAGUGGCAGGCACUGGUCACAAAAGAACCAUUAAUUUUCAGGGGGCAUUAGAUACCCAAAGUUUAGCUUGUGCUAUGGAAAAUUCCAUGCUAAAGUCACAGGACUGGUACAGAACCCCCGUUUGAAAAUUGGUACACUAAACAUAUGUCAGCAGUUCUAAAGAAACUAUUGGUUCCCAAGAUCACUGUAGAUAUUAUAAACAGAAGUCAUUGCUAAGCUUUCAUUUCAGAUGGUUCCCUGUGUGGAGGAGUUAUGUUGUUGUUUACUUGGCAGGAUUUCAGCUGCAGUUCUUAAGAGUUGCAAGCAAGCGAGUUAAACCAUGCAGUUAUUUUAAUUUCAAUGUUCUCUUCUUUUGUAGUUCAACCAUUUCCAUUUUCAGCUUUAAAAAAAAGUUGAAAUUAUUUAGUCUUUCAACUGAGUGAGCAAGAUCAUUGCUUCAUUGUGUUCAAAAGGUGCCUACUUUGUAGUAUAGGUGAGCAGAGGGGUAGGGUACAUUUCCAGCAAGACACUUCAGAGUCAUUCUUAUUAGCCAUCUGAAUGGCUUCAUAGAAUUGACAAUCAUAGCGAGAAUCUGUGGCUUCCAUUCGAGCAGAAAGUAGAAGCAAGGGGGAGGUGAAACACUGCACUCUUAUUACUCAAUUAAUGUUUGCAUGAGAGUGCAGUUCUUUAAGGGCAAUGUUAAUGUGAUGUGAGGGUUGAAUUCCUUCUAAGCUCUCCAGUGCGGCUCAGGUUAAUGACACAAUAUACAGUGAUAUUCUUGGAUUUGUUUGUUUCUAUCAUGUAAAUUGGCAACAGAUCAUCAGAUCUGUAAUACCCAUAGGAGAUUGAAUUGCUCCUCCAGUCCGACAUUAAAUUGCUUAAAUUUUCCAUUCUUAAGGUCAUAUAAAAGUAUGCACAGUAUGCUGGAAAAACCCUUGAUGCUACAGCUUUUUAACACUGGUUUGGUGCUUUUAAAAAAACUUGUAGAGAGAAAAGUUUUAGCAAGAAAUUGAAUUAACCUUACAGCCUCAGUGCUCUGAAAAUAUUUUAGGAUAGGAUUCAGCUGUAUAGAAUGUUGAAUGCAGUAAGAAUAUUGCAUCUAAAUAGGCAUGGGGUGGUAUUUAACAAUGUUGGGUUUUUUUCCCCUUGCUCUAAUGGUUGCAUACAUGGAGUGAACCAUGCUUCACUGUAAAACUGCUGUUUCACUUCACUGGAUUGAAAUGCCAAGUAUAAACAUUCCAGCUCUUUACAACUUGCAGAUGCCUCCAGUAGAUGUCACAAGUAAAAUUCCUGGAGAAAGGAGGGCUGCUUGUUCUAAAGAUGCAUUUGUGAAUGUUUGUAAAUGUGAGCCACUCCCUCUUCUUAAACAUGUAAAAUGUAACAAAUACCAGAGAAGAUAUGUAUGGUGCAAUGACUGCGAUUCUUAAUGCCUUAUUUUAAGAAAAUGAAAUAGUAGUAAUAUGGAAAUCAAGGUAGAGAGAGACAAUAGAGUCCAUUAAAUGCCAGAUCUGGUAAAGGUGUUUUAGGACACCAUCAAUAAUUAAUCUGAUGAGAUGAAACCCAUGUGAAAAUGAAAUUGCUAUCCAUACAGAUCACUAUAUUCUUUGUACCAACUGUAAAUUUACAUUUUAUAUGUAUAAAAAAGUUUAUGUAAUGAAUCUAAUAGUGUGCAUAUCUAUCAGUAGAUAGAUAAGGUAUAUAUUUAUAAUAUAUACAUACUGUUUCCAUCCAUCCAAAUGCCUGCAGACAAAAUUUAGACUGAGAAAGGCAGUGCUGGUGUUCAAAUUCUACAGCAAGAGACUGAAAAUAAUGAUUAAGAAACCCAUGUUCUGUUCUUUAUAUUAUCAAAAUACAUUUAUAGCUAAAUACAGUUUUUAAAAAAGUUAAAAACACAAUUGAUUUUUGUAGUUAAAUGCCUGUUUUUCACAAAACAUUCUGGCUAAGAAUAAUUUCAUAGCCACUCAAACAAAUGACUAAUCAGCCUGAGGCAGCUGUGUGUAUCACUCUUAAAUGUAACUAAGUAGAGAAUAAUUGUGCAAGCAAUGUAGCAGGUUAGACUAAAGGAACGAACGGAAAGUAAAAAAGUAUUUGGAUCUGGAACAAGUUUUCAUUUGAAUGCAGAAGAAGUUUGCAAUUGUUUUCCAAGUAGUUGACUGGCAGCAUAAGAGCUGAAUAACCAUUUCCACAUUAGGCUCCUGUCAUACAAUUUAAGAGAGAUUUUCAAAUGGUUCUGACAGAGCAAUAGAGUAAAAGGUAGCUAAUGCCUUUAGGGACCUUUGUAAUGCACUACCCAGCCUUCCAGAUUACUGAUGUCCGAGAACCACAGUGGAACGGCUUGAAUAUAGGUUACAUUCCAGCCUCCACUGGAGUGGUCAAAACAGUGCAUUGAUUUCAAUGGGUGCAGCGUAAGUACUAGGCCCAUGAGCAAUGGUUUUGCAGGAUUUAGCCCUAGCUGAACAGUUUUGAGAGCUCGCAGCUAUGAAACAGGAGAAGUCUCAUUUAUGCAAGUCCCUCAUGUAAGUCUGUUAAGAGCAAACAUCAAACCAUUUGGAGGUCAGGUGUGGGUCAGCGAGACAUUGACCAAGUUGGAUAUUAUCCAUAGCACUGGAGCCUUCAUGAGGAAGGUUUGACAGAAUUUGGGAACGGGUGACAGGGAACAGACUACUUGCUGAUUCCCUGCUCUGUUUAAUUCCCUUGUGGAGAUCUGGCAUUGGCUCCAGUCAGAAAACAAGAUACUCGGCUAGACGAACCAUUGGUCAGAUCCAGUAGGGCCAUUCUUAUGUUCUUAAGGAAACUCAGAAAAACAAGGUCUCAUGGAGAAUCUGGCAUCUUAAUUCUCACUGCCAGAACAUUGUAAGGUAGAGCCUUUCUUGAAGUUUUAGUUGUAGUUCUGGUCCCAGCUGCAGAUGAUCUGCCACCAAUGCAAUCCGCAUUAUUUGUGUGCUUCUAGAGAACCUACACUCCCUCUUCUUGGCUGUAUAAAUAGUUUUAAAAUAAAGAUAAUGCUGAAUAUCUGUACCACUACUGAAACUUCAGUGGAAUGGGGAAUGCUGUGUAAUAUACAGGUCACAGCAUGAGGGAGAGGUCAGUGUAUAGUCCAUCAAUAACUGAAGCAAAGUGACUUUUAGUAGAAAUAUGGCAAAACCUUGGGAAAAAAGCCAGCCAGCUGCAUGAGCUUGUGGGUUCCAUCUACAUGCAACUAAUCUCCAGUAACAUCUGGGUAAGUGUGUAUUUUGAACAAAUUAGCUAUUUAAUCAAAAACAUCCUUUGUCACAUGGGGUAAGUUAGGAGGGAAAUUGGCAAGGACUUGUGCAUAGAUGAGGAGGGAGGGACAGAGGCAAUACUGGCUCUUUGAUACACAGGAAAUUGUUAGCAGAAAACAGUAUGUUUAUCCCAAAAAGGAAAAUCUGGCAAGUAUUAUUGGACUCUUAAUGUGAAGGCACAUCACCCUUCCUAUGCAAUUGAACAUGAUGGUACUAUUAGUGUAUAAAGGUGACCUAGACUGUAAUCACUGCCUUUGACACUGUGAAUUUUUUGGGUACUCUGUAUUUUUAUAUAUUGUACAAUGUAAAGUAUAAUUCAGAAAUAAAACAGAACCUCCUGAAAA